Messenger RNA from Lates calcarifer (barramundi perch), 2690 nucleotides. It is a transcript of the gene heatr4, whose product is annotated as HEAT repeat containing 4. Gene Ontology annotation, molecular function: oxidoreductase activity. Lineage: Eukaryota; Metazoa; Chordata; Actinopteri; Centropomidae. The coding region runs from base 257 to 1918 and encodes 553 amino acids. The transcript has 12 exons. The record is from RefSeq and is a predicted model, not a curated record.
UGUAGUUGAUUUUUUUUUAAAAAUUGUCCAAUCAGAGAGCGCGUCUCCUCCCUCACCACCAAUCACAGUGAACACCUGCCAACUGACGUCAGCUCGUUCUGAAGGUAUCAAAUGCGCGUUAACGGCUGUGUGACGUUCAGGAUUUUACGUUAACUUUACAUCUGACAGAGCUUCAGGUGAGUCUGGAUCCAGGAAGCCGAGGUCUUAGAAAGCAGAGAGUAGAAACACAACGAGGCUGUAAAGGUGGACUGGUGACAUGGAUCCACAUGGAGCCGUCUCCGGUUCAGCCUCCAUCCACUCUCAGAGAUCACAGCUUCUUUAUCAGAGGUUUCUGAGCGAUGCCGCUGCCGGUCUCACCUUCUCCCCCGACACAGAGUCUGGUACUGACAGAGUCUCAUACAGCCAGGCCGACUUCAGACACUUAUUCAGGCCCACUGGAGUCCUGAGACCAGUUGCCAAGAGGCCUGUAGAGAGGAGGCAUUAUAGAGCAUCUCCGAGGCUGAAACACCAGCUGGCUCCAGGAUCCAGAUUGUUACCACUGUUACCAGAGUCACCAGAGUCUGUGGAUCAUUCAGACCCCCAGAGGACAGGACUGCUGCAGGACUCCUGCAGGAGAACCAGGGGGACAGAGGUCCAACCAGUCCACAAGGGGGCUCAUAAAACCCAGAUCAUCUUUAAAGACUCAAACUACACCAGAAACCUGCAGAGGCGGUCCCACCCAGACCUGAAGAACAGGACCACACACACCCCCAAGAAAAGCCUGAACAGAGACCUGAAUGACCUCCAAGACCAGGACCAGACCGGGCGACGACAGUCAGAUUCUGCAGGUUCAGAUCCUGAUGGCUGGGUAGCUGCACAGUCUGAAGUCCUGGAUGGAGACCACAGCAGGGGGGUCAUCCAGAGACUGUUAGCACAACUAUUCCAUGACGACCAACCAGAGGACCUGGACCAACCUCCUGAUGUCCAGUCGGUGGUUUCACAGCUCGUCUACCUCAGCAACCAGACGCCUCUUGUGCGCUCCCUGCUGGCGGAGCAGCUGAACAGCGCUGAAUCCAGGACCAGACUGUUGGCCUGCACCACUUUGUCCAGACUCAAAGGGCCCGUUAAUAAGGAUGUCGUUCAGAAGCUGAUCCACCUGAUGUGGAACGACCACAGUGAUCCGGUUCGACUCGCUGCUGCAGAGACGCUGAUGAAGCUGGGAAAAGUGCAGGACGUUCACAACCAGAUAAGGCUGAAGCUGGAGGAUGUUCGGGGGCUGCAGGGCAGGACGGCUGCUCUGAACCUCCUCAGCAGCCUGAAGUUAACGACGGCGACGCUGCUGGAGUCUGUUGUCUCCUGCUUCAGAGAUGAAUUCAGCGCUGUGAGGAAACAGGCCUGUGAGACGGCUGCAUCUCUGCUGCUGAAGGAGGAGACAGUUGUGAGUCGUCUGCUGGAGCGGGUGGAGAACGACCCGGUGCGGCAGGUUCGACGUUCUGCCCUCACAGCUGUGGGUGCGUUGGGUUUGUCAUCAGCAGACGUGCAGGAGACGCUGCAGUGCUGCGUGGAGACCGAGGAUGAUGCAGAGCUGCGUCUGGCCGCCUGUCGCCUGCUGCAGAGCGUCGACAUGCCCGCGGACAAACUGCUGGACUUCCUGCUGCAGCGGGUCAACACUGAAUCUGACCGGCAGGUCCGCAGGACAAUGCAGGAAAUGCUGCGUCUGUGUGACCGGCGGCGGCAGGAGGACGGCUGCGACGAUCGCUUCGUCAGUCUGCAGGUGAAGCGUCUGUGUGGCUGCAGAGACGUCACAGACAAACUGCUGCUGCUGGAGAAGCUGGACGAUGGGAAACAUCAGGGACGCCGCCUUCACCCGGGGACUCUGUCCAGACUGCUGAGUCUGCAGAGCAGGACUGAUGAGGACCGGAUCAGUCCGGAUCACUGAGGAGACCUUUAACCUCAGUCUCUUUAAAAACUGAAGUCAACGUGAGUAAAAGGGUUCGACUGCAUCUGUCAGAGUGACGAGUCUUAUUUCUCUCUGACCAUUCAGAGGGAAGUUUUAGAUAUUUAACUGCAGUGAACGCAGCAGCAGACCACAUGUUAGACUGCUGGACAUGAGGUGUGUUUAACUGUCAGCAGGUUGCAGAGUAACAGCAGUCAGGUCUCUGGGUAUUUUAUUUACAGGUACUUAUGUAUAUAACAUCACAUUGAGGCGUUUCAUGUCUAAAUGUUCAGAACAGUCUCAGCUUCAUGCUGAGGCUCCUGUUUGUCCCAGAGCAACAGGCAAAGACAGAAAAAUGUAAAGUGAAAACAACUUUACUGCUGGAAGAUUUGAUUUGGUGCUUGAAAUGUGUUUGAGCUUCACAGUAGAAUAUCUGAAUAAAACAGUAGAUACGUGGAUAAAACAUGUUGUGAUGUUGUGUCAGAGACAAACAGACUGAUGAUGACUUUAUAUGAAACUUGAUGGGAUCAAAUCGAGGUCUUCUGUGUGACAGUUACAGUCUGUGUCCUCUGUGUGUCGAGAUAAUCUUUUCUGUUCAUUUCCAUAAAUGUGAUGUUAAUGCUGUGGGUCUGUGGUUGUGUAUUUGGUGUUUCUGUCUCUGAUCCCACAGUUUGAAACCUAAUCAACAGUUUCUUUUUACCCAGAAUCUGAAUUUGAAUCGAACACGUUUUUACUCAUUUUCAGACAAAAAUGUUCGGAGCCUCUGGUUUAAUCU